Pungitius pungitius (ninespine stickleback) is the source of this 7997-nucleotide messenger RNA. Its product is annotated as nebulin. The transcript is spliced from 59 exons. Gene Ontology annotation, biological process: cardiac muscle thin filament assembly. The record is from RefSeq and is a predicted model, not a curated record. Lineage: Eukaryota; Metazoa; Chordata; Actinopteri; Perciformes; Gasterosteidae. Gene Ontology annotation, molecular function: actin filament binding. Bases 362 to 6919 code for a protein of 2185 amino acids. Gene Ontology annotation, cellular component: Z disc.
GGAGGAGGAGAAGGAGGAGGAAGAAGAGGGGAAGGAGAAGGAGGAGGAAGAGGAGAAGGAGGAGGAGAAGAAGAAGGAGGAGGAGGAGAAGGAGGAAGAGGAGGCUGAGAAGACAGAGAGCAGCAGGACGCACCAGGAGGACGAGGUAGAAACCCAGGAGACGGCAGCAGAAGACAGCAGGGAGGAAGAGGAGGAGGAGGAGAAGGAGGAAGAGGAGGAAGAGGAGAAGGAGGAGGAGCUGCAGGGAGCCUGGCGGCCGGAGGCCCCCUCCGACCUGAAGCCCCCCCGACCCGACCCGGCCUUCAACAGGAGGUGCAGCCUCCUCCUCAGUGACGUGAAGUAUAAGGAGGACUUUGAGAAGAUGAAGGGUCAGAGUCUGUUUGUUCCUGCAGCCGAACUCAUCCACUCCAAGAACAUCAGCGCCGUGAUAUCUGAGUCCAAGUACAAAGAGGAGGGGAAGAAGGAGGCGUCCGUGUCGCUGUACUCGGUCCUGCCGGAGACUCCAGAGACCCGACAUGCCAGAGAGGCCUCAGACCUGCAGAGCGAGGUGAAGUACCGAGGCACCGUGAGGGCGGACGGCUCCUCCUCGCUCUUCUCUCUGCUGCCGCACACCACCGAGACGCAGUUCGUCAAAGAGCUGACGGAGAUGCUGAGUGAGAACAAGUACAAGGAGGAAGGAAAGAAGGAGAUGAGCAGCAGCUUCUACUCUCAGCUCCCCGAAACCAGCGAGACGCAGCACGCCAGAUCCGUCCAGGAGCUUCAGAGCCAGAAUAAGUACCAGGAGGCCGGGAGGAGGAAGGCCUCCAUCUCUCUCUACUCUCAGCUGGCUGACACUCCGGAGGUCCACCACGCUGUGGAGAUGUCUCAGCUGCACAGCGAGGUGAAGUACCGGCCCAAGGUGCUGGUGAGAGGAGCCCCCCCGUCUCUCUACUCUCAGCUGGCCGACACCUCGGAGAUCCAGUUCGCCCGAGAGACGAGCGAGAUGCAGAGUGAGACGAGGUACAGGCGGAGGAAGGAGGACGCGUCCUCGCUGUACUCCACCCUGCCGGAGACGCGGGACACGCUGCACGCCAGAGAGGCCUCGGAGCUCCAGAGUCAGCUGAAGUACAAAGAGGCCGCGAGGAAAAGUAGUCCCUCCGCUCUGUUCCACCGGCUGGCCGAGACGCCGGAGACGGCCCACGCCAAGGAGGCCUGCGAGCUCCUCAGCGAGGCGAGGUACAAAGAGGAGGGAAAGAAGGAGAUGAGCACGAACCUCUACUCGCUGCUGCCCGAGACCAUCGACACGCGGCGCGCCAGAGAGGCCUCCGAGCUGCUGAGCCACGUGAAGUAUAAAGAAGGUGUGAAGCAGCAGGUGCAGAGCAGCUUGUACCAUCAGCUCCCACAGACCACAGAGACACAGCUGGCCAAACAUCUGUCCCAGCUGCAGAGCGAGAACAAGUACAAGGAGGCGGGUCAGAAGGAGGCCAGGACGUCUCUGUACUCCCUCCUCCCUCACACCAUGGAGACGCUGCACGCCAAGGAAGCAGCAGAGCUCCUCAGCGAGGUGAAGUACAAAGGGAGCGUGAAGGAGGAGAUGGAGGACUCGCUGUACUCCUCUCUGCCCGACACCACGGACACCAGCUUCUGCAGAGAGAUGAGCGGCCUGCAGAGCGAGAACAAGUACAAGGAGGACGGGAGGCGGAGCCUCGCUCACAGUUUCUACUCCAGGCUUCCAGAAACGUCCGAGACGCGAUUCUGUAAAGCGGCGUCAGAGGUGCAGAGCGAGAUGAAGUACAGAGAAGCAGGAAGGAAAGCUGCCGCCGGCUCCUUGUACUCGACUCUACCGGAGACUCUGGACACGCUGCACGCCAAAGAGGCCUCACAUCUGCAGAGUCAGCUGCAGUACAAGCAGAGCCUGAAGGCCGCCGCCUUCCACCUGAUGCCGGAGACCAACGACACCCUCGCCGCCCGGCGGCAGACGGAGCAGCGCAGCGAGGCCCAGUACAAAGAGGAGGGCAAGAAGGAGAUGAGCGUGGCCCUGUACUCCCUGCUGCCCGACACCGUCGAUACCCAGCAUGCAAAGGGGCAGACGGACAUGCAGAGUGAGGUGAAAUACAAAGAGGCCAGCAGGAAGCAGGCGUCCUCGUCUCUGUACCACGGACUGGCCGAGACUCUGGAGACGCAGCACGCCAAAGAGGCCUCGCAGCUUCAGAGUCAGAUCUUGUACCGAGCGGCUGGCAGGAAGGAGAUGUCGAGUCCGGCGUACGGCCGGCUGGCCGACACCUCGGAGACGCAGCUCGCCCGAGAGCUGUCCGACAUGCAGAGCCAGAACAAGUACAAGGAGGCCGGGACGAGGAGCCUCCCUCACAGCUUCUACUCUCAGCUGGCUCAGACCGCAGAGACGCAGUUUGCUCAGAGUGUGACGGAGCUGCAGAGUGAUACCAAGUAUAAGACGUCCGGGCGGCGGGACGCCGGCGUGUGUCUCUACUCAGUGAUGCCCGAGACGCUGGAGACGCAACACGCCAGAGACGCCUCUCAGAUCCAGAGCCAGCUGAAGUACAAGGACGAGGUGGAGCAGUCGGCAUCUUUGUUCUCCACCCUUCCUCAAACCCUGCAGACGGAGCGGGCCAAGCAGGUGACGGAGCUGCAGAGCCAGGUGAAGUACAAAGCGGGAGGGAAGGAGGAGGCGUCCUCGCCGCUCUACCGCCUCCUCCCCGAGACGCCGGAGACGCACUUCGCCAAACAGAUGUCUGAGAUCCACAGCGAGACGAAGUACAAGAAGGACAAAGAGGACCUGCCCAGCGCGCUGUUCUCUCUGCUGCCGGAGACGCUGCACACGCAGUUUGUGAAGGACAUGGCGGAGACGCACAGCGAGGUGAAGUACAAGCAGGCUGGGAAGCAGCAGACGUCUCUUUACUCCAAACUUCCAGAGACUCUGGAGACCAAACACGCCAAAGAGGCCACGGAGCUCCAGAGUGAGAAGAAGUACAAAGACGAGGGGAGGAAGGAGAGGACGUCGUCUCUCUACGCUCAGCUAGUGGACACCACGGAGACACGCAGAGCCAGAGAGAUGAGUGAGAUCCAGAGUGAGAACAAGUACAAGGAGAGCGGGAAGAAGGCUUGGAGCUCCAGCGUCUUCUCCCGGCUGCCAGAGACCAGCGACACGCGGCUCUCCAAAGCGCUGUCCGAGAUACAGAGCGAGGUCCGAUAUAAAGAAGCAGGGAGGAGAGACGCCGGCGCCUCGCUGUACUCCUCGCUGCCCGAGACUCUGGAGACGCUGCACGCCAAGGAGGCCUCAGGGCUGCAGAGCCAGGUGAAGUACAGGCAGGACGGCAGGAAGGAGGCGAGCGCGCCUCUGUACCACCGGCUACCCGUAACCACGGAGACGCAGCUGGCCAAGGAGCAGAGAGACGUGUGCAGCGAGGUGAAGUACAGAGAAGAAGGGAAGAAGCAGGCGACCAAGAACUUGUACUCGCUCCUCCCGGAGACGCCCGAGACGCAGCUCGCCAAGCAGCUGUCGGAGAUCCAGAGCGAGACCAAGUACAAGAAGGACAAGGAGGACCUGCCCAGCGCGCUGUUCUCUCUGCUGCCGGAGACGCUGCACACGCAGUUUGUGAAGGACAUGGCGGAGACGCACAGCGAGGUGAAGUACAAGGAGGCCGGGAAGAAGGAGGCCAGCGUCUCUCUGUACCAGCGGCUGCCGGAGACGUUGGAGACGCGGCGCGUCAGGGAGGUCACGGAGCUGCAGAGCGAGAACAAGUACAAGCAGAGCGGGAAGGAGUCCAUGUCGUCCAGUCUGUACGCUCAGCUUCCGCAGACCGCCGAGACGCAGCUCGCCGCCAAGAUGUCCGACCUGCAGAGCGAGAGUAAAUACAAGGAGGACGGAGUCAGGAGCCUCUCUCAGAGUCUCUACUCGCACCUCCCACAAACCUCCGAGACUCAGUUCGCCAAAACCGUCUCCGAGCUGCAGAGUGAGGCCAAGUACAAGGAGGCGAGCAGGAAGGAGGCGAGCGGCUGUCUGUACCACCAGCUCCCUGUAACCAUGGAGACGCAGCACGCCAAAGAGGCGACCGAGCUGCAGAGUCAGGUGAGGUACACAGAGGGCGGCAGGAAGGAUCGGAGCACCAGCCUGUACUCCGCUCUGCCUCAGACUCAAGAGAUGAAGGUAGCCAAGGCUGCCAUGGAGCUCCAGAGUCAGAAUAAGUACAAGCAGAAAGGCAGACAGGAGAUCAGCAGCAGCGUUUUCCACCAAAUGGCAGAAACCAAAGAGACGCAGUUCCUGAAGCAGAUCUCAGAGCUGCAGAGCGAGACCAAGUACAAGAAGGACAAAGAGGACCUGCCCAGCGCGCUGUUCUCUCUGCUGCCGGAGACGCUGCACACGCAGUUUGUGAAGGACAUGGCGGAGACGCACAGCGAGACUAAAUACAAGGAGGCGAGUAAGAAGGAGCUGGUGAACAGUCUGUACUCCCUCCUGCCGGAGACCAAGGACACGCAACACGCCAAGGAGCAGAGCCAGCUGCACAGCGAGAAGGCGUACCGGGAGGACGGGAGGAAGGAGGCCGGCUGCAGUCUUUACGCCACGAUGCCAGAAACCAUCGACACAGUGUUCACCAGAGAGCUCACCAAGACCCAGAGCGACAAGUCCUAUAAGGAGCAGUAUAACCGUGAGAAGGGGAAGUCGAGUUACUCCUCCAUGGGAGUGCUGCCGGAGGUGGAGCACGCCAUGGAGGUCACCAGGAAGCAGAGUGAAGUCAGCUACAGGAGGGGCCGCGAGGAGCUCCGCCUCUACAGCUCGGGGGCCGACCGGCCCGACAUCCUCCACGCCGCCAACGCCGCCAAGCUGGCCAGCGACGUGUCCUAUAAGUCCAACCCUCAGCCCGUUCACCCUGACGUGUCUCUGUUGGACAGAACCGACAUCCAGCACCUGAAGGAGGCUUCAAAGUUGGCCAGCCAGGUGAAGUACAAGGAGAGCUUCGACAGGGACGUGAAGGGCCAGAGGCCCAGGUACAACCCGCUGGACUGUCUCUCCUUCAGGCACUCACAGGCGGCUGCUGGCCUGGCCAGCCAGGUGAAGUACAGGACCAACCAGAAAUCAGAAGGCUCCUCCGACCUGCCCAACCUCCUGCAGCUGGAGCACGCGCUGCACGCCAGCAAGCUGCAGAGCAACGUGGAGUACAAGAAGAAGCACAAAGAAGAGAAGGCCCGGGUCCACGCGGCGGUGGAGACGGCCGAGCAGCUCCACCACAAAGAGAACGCCGUGCUGCACAGCCAGGUGAGGUACCGAGAGGAGUACGAGAGGAGCAGAGGUCGUUGUCAGAUGGAGUUCGGAGACACUCCGAUGUACAGAGUGUCAAAGGAAGCUCAGAGGAAUCAGAGCGAGAGGGAGUACCGCAGGGACUAUGAGGAGCAGAUCAAAGGUAAAGCCUUGAUGGACGUGGACCUGACGCCUGGAUACCUGACAGCCUGCCACGCUAGCAGCCUGCUGAGCGAGAAGGCGUACAGGAAGGACCUGGAGCAGGAAGUGAAGGGGCGGGGCUUAUCCGGCGUCGGGCUGGAGGAAACACCUGAGCUGCUGAGGGUCAAAAGAGCCUCUGAGAUCCAGAGCCAGAGGUCCUACAGGCAGACGGACCAGCUCAGAGAGAACUGCUACUCGAUGGUUACAGACACUCCGGAGCUGCUGCACGCCUCCUACCUCAAAGACGUCUACAGCCAGAAGAAGUACAGGGAGGAGGCGGAGCGUCUGAAGGGACGCUACAGCCUGAUUCCAGAGACGGCGGCGGAGACGCAGCGAGUCAAAGCCAACCAGAGACACGUGAGUUCUGUGAGGCUCCUGUUGGUCUGUUGUGUAUCUUCAGCACGUGGAAUCCUUACUGUCGCCCCCCAGCUGCACUACUCCUGGGACUCGAAGCUGAUGAGAGGCCUCAUGUCCUCCGUCACGGAGACGCCGGAGCUCGUCCUCGCCAGGGAGAACGCCAAGAGGAUCAGUGACGUCUCCUACAGGGAGGAAGUGGGCCGAGGCACCGCCGUCACCAACACGCCGGAGAUGGAGCGCGUCCGACGCAACCAGGACAACAUCAGCUCGGUGAAGUACAAGCAGAGUUCGGUGAAGGCCUCGAGUGUGGGCGUGACUCCAGAACUGGAGCGGGUCAGACAGAACCAGGACAACAUCAGCUCGGUGAAGUACCGGCGCGGGCUGCAGCAGAUGAAGGGCCUCAGCUGCAGCGAGCUGGACACGCCCGAGUACCGCCGCGCCCGCAGGUCACAGGACUGCGUCUCCAUGGUAGCGGCCCGGUCGCCACGCCCCCCCUCGCCAUGGGAGGAGCUAACACGAGUGAUGUGGCACCGCGGGCGCAGCCGAGGCACCGCUGCCAAGUACCACGAGGACUUUGAGCGGGCGCGCGGCCGAGGCGGCGCGCCGGGAUUGGAUGAGCCCGGAAUGGAGCGCUACCAGAGAGCCAAUCAGAUGAUGGGGGAGGCGGGAUACGGCAGGGGGCUCCACCCACAGGCGAUGGAGACGGACAGACGACCGGGAGGCAUCAUCGUAGACCUGAAGGUGUGGAGGACGGACCCGGGCUCCAUCUUUGACUUUGACCCUCUGGAGGACGACAUCCAGUCCAAGAGCCUCCACAGGAUGUCUGCUCCCGUCCUCCCCGGAGCGUACCAACAGGCCGUCCACAUGCAGCAGCAUCACCAUGGUUACAUGCACCAGACCAGCAUGUCCUCCGUCAGGUCCGUCACCUCCCCCCCGCACGCCGCCGCCAUGCGCGUGUACCGGGCGCUCUACGACUACGCCGCCCAGGACCACGACGAGGUCUCCUUCAGGGACGGCGACGUCAUCGUCAACGCGCAGCCCAUCGACGAGGGCUGGAUGUACGGCACCGUGCAGCGCACCGGCAAGGCCGGCAUGCUGCCCGCCAACUACGUGGAGUCCUGCAACUAGUGAAUCGGGCGUGUCAGUGAGAAGGGGAAAUGUGAGAGGUAAAUGACCACCAGACUCCAGCAAAUAACAGCAAGAAAUCCCCCGAAAAUAACAUUGUUUUUGCACUAAAAGUCCCAAAUGAAAUGAGAAAGUACUCAAAGAUUCAAAUGAUACCUUUUGUUAAUGGAGACACGUUACGGGAAACGAGCUGGAUGGACAGAGGAAGGUUUGAGGCAUUAGAAGCUUCUGGAACUAUAUAUUAUUGACGUAUUCUUCAGGUUCAGGUCGGAUUCUAGGGCCAAAACGUAAGGAAACGAUAAGGGACUGUUGGUCCAAACACUCAACAGAGCACCGAGCGUAGAUUCAUUCGCCACUGAAAAUAGUCCCUGACAAAGUUGUCGACCCAUUAGUUGAUGGAUGACAAGAAUAAAUAUAUUUGUGAUUUUUAAUAUUUGCGUCUCCAGGAGGAACCAUCAGGCUUUGAGCGCAGACAGGAAGUCGGACCGCAUUAAGGGACGGACCGUUUGGUUUCCAUGUCUUUUUAGUUUGAGUCUUUUAAGGAUGAGGAGCAGAGGAAGAGCGAAUAACGCAACCAAAGGGAGGAGUAAACAACAACAACCCUGUGUGGAUCCUGAUUGGUUAGAUGUGAAGGACUUCACCGCCUCUCUUCUUUUUACUGACUAUUUAACUCACAGUUUUAGGUCGCAGGGUUCUGUACGUCACAGUCCUGAUGUGUCAGGAUAUAUUCGACCUGUUUGUGUCCGUGAGUCGUGUUUUUUAGGGUUUGUUUUCUUGCUGUGUUUGUUGCAUCUGACUAAAAAAACGUCACAAUCUGUCAUUCUAGCUGGAGAGCAUUUUUAAUUCCAUAGAUGAAUUAGAAUAUGAUUUACUGAGUAUUCAUAUGUUAACCGUGUUGAUCUUGUUUGUUUUUGGCUUUUUUGUUAAUUUUUUUGAUUUAGUAUGUUACACAUUACUAAGUUUAUUUACGUAUUAUUUGAAGUAAUCCAUCACUCAUUUUCAGUUGUGUUUCCUUUGCCUUGUGAUGACUACAGAGUGUGUGUGUAAUAGGAAUAAAAAACAGAUCACUAGAACAAGUAAA